AAUGACACCAAAUUGUUUUUCAGCUACACAUCUGGUCAGGCAGGUGUGUUCUCUUCCGCUGGCUGGCCAAAGAGAUACUCUGCCGGAAGCCCAGAUUACUGUUACAUGAGGUAUAACGUCGGUAGCAACAGCUUGAAAGUUGCUGUCAUGGACUUGGACCUUGGUUCAUCUUCCGACUGCUAUCCAUAUUCGCCAUACUUCCAAGUGAGAGGCUCAAACAGUCGUCAUUUCGAAAAAAGCUCCAUCACAAUCUUAACGACGGCAGUGAGUACCAAACUGUGUGGAACUCAGUCUCCUCGAUCGUAUACCACUGAUUACAACUACGUGUAUUUGUUCUUUAAUAAACCAACCGGCUCGACAAGUAGAAGAGGUUUGGUUGUUGGCUACGUCGAAUAUGGAUCCUCGUCAAGUUGGUCAAGUUGGUCAAGUUGGUCAAGUUGGUCGAAGUGGUCGAGUUGGUCAAGUUCAAGAAGUUCAGUCUCAGGCACUGCUAUUGGCGCAUCAAUCGGGAGUAUCGUUUUUGUUGCGAUCAUAAUAGGAGUCAUCUAUGGAUGUUGCAGAGCAUCUUGCAGGGCCAAUCGAGGAGCCAUCAUUGUAGCACAGCAAGGACAGACCGCACAAGCCGCCCCCAUUGUAAUUGCCAAUGUCUCUAACAAUGUAGCAACAUCCCAGGCAACUACUCUAGCACCUACAACUACUGCAGGUUACAUGCCACCACCGCAGGGUGCCCCUGGCUAUAUGUACCCACCGCAGGGUGCCCCUGGAUAUAUGCCACCACCGCAGGGUGCCCCUGGCUAUAUGUACCCACCGCAGGGUGCCCCUGGAUAUAUGCCACCACCACAGGGUGCCCCAGGAUAUAUGCCACCACCGCAGGGUGCCCCUGGCUAUAUGUACCCACCGCAGGGUGCCCCUGGAUAUAUGCCACCACCACAGGGUGCCCCAGGAUAUAUGCCACCACCACAGGGUGCCCCAGGAUAUAUGCCACCACCACAGGGUGCCCCAGGAGAUAUGCCAUCACCAGAUGGUCAAGGCUAUAUGGCGGCGCCACCGCCAUACUCGACCAGUGGUCCUUAUCAAACUGCACAAUAUCCUGGUGGAAUGCAAAAACAAUAAAGAUUUGCAAAGUACUUUAAUUUCAACUGAUUCGUGUCGUUAUUCUAAGAUUUCAAAAUCUUGCAGCCGUAUUGCUGACAAGCCAUUUUUCUUUAAUUAAGUAUAGUUCAGGUUUUCAUCUUAUAACUUUAUGUAGUGCUAGAUUCAAUUUGCAAUAUAUUUGUUGCAUUAUAGCUGCAUUGUCAGAACUAUAUAGAUUUAAUGUGUGGUAAAUGCCUAAGCAACCUGCAAGGUUAUUCACCUUCUUAAUUUUUUGCCGAAUGUUGAUGAAAUAAGCACUUGAUUGACAGAAGAUGAUUACAAGGGA
Rhopilema esculentum is the source of this 1420-nucleotide messenger RNA. Lineage: Eukaryota; Metazoa; Cnidaria; Scyphozoa; Rhizostomeae; Rhizostomatidae. The record is from RefSeq and is a predicted model, not a curated record.